Molecule: messenger RNA, 2179 nt
Organism: Drosophila grimshawi
Lineage: Eukaryota; Metazoa; Arthropoda; Insecta; Diptera; Drosophilidae
Product: organic cation transporter protein
Exons: 3
Coding region: 316-1986 (556 amino acids)
Biological process (GO): transmembrane transport
Cellular component (GO): membrane
Molecular function (GO): transmembrane transporter activity
Source: RefSeq, a predicted model, not a curated record
GAAGCAAAAAGCCCAUUCAGUUAGCAUUCAGCUUUUUGCCAGUUCGGCGGCGCUUGCCAAUCCACCUCCAGCGCUAGUUUGACGGCUUUGCGCGCCAAUCCAAGUUUUUAGUUAGUUGUCCCUCUGACACUGAUAACCCAGACACAUCUUUUGCAAUAAUAAUACACAAAAUUUAUAUAGCACGUAGUACAGGCUUUUGGAAAAUGCGAAUUGUUAUCAUUUGAAGUUAUAAUAAAAAUUAAAUAAAAAAGAAAGAAAUAUUCCAUAGAAAUAGUCUCGAUUUGUUACUCACCGCAUAAAGUCAUCGAACAAAAAAUGGCUGUGGAUUAUGUUUUAGAGGACCUCAUGGGGAAAUUGGGUGAAUUUGGCAAAUAUCAAUUUGCCCAAUUCUUUUUGCAAGUGCUCUCGGCACUGACGGCGGGAAUGCAUAUGCUGUCUCUGGUAACUGUGGCUGCUGUUCCGGAGCAUCGGUGCUUUAUUCCUGGCCUGGAUAAUAGCACCCUCUCACAAUUGCCAUGGAACUCCACUGCCAUCGUGGAUGCCAUUCCAUUAAAGGCUACAGGCGAGCUGGACUCGUGUCAUAUGUUCGAUUUGAGCGCAGGAAAUCAGACUGUCAUCAUUCCCUGUGAGAAUUAUGUGUACGAUACAACAUAUUACAAGACAUCCCGCACCAUCGACUGGAACUUUGUCUGCAAUCGUCGUUGGAUGGGCGCCAUAAUUCAGACUGUGUUCAUGCUGGGCACCUUUACGGGAGCUGUGACGUUGGGCGGUUUGGCGGAUAAGGUGGGCCGCAAGGCAGUCUUUUGCUGGUCGGCGCUCCUGCAGCUGAUAGUCGGUGUUGGUGUCGCCUUCAUACCAGAAUACUUCUCGGUUAUGGCAACGCGGUUCGUGCUCGGCAUUGUUGGCUCUGCCGGCGCCUAUAUAUGCGGUUUUGUGCUGACCAUGGAGCUGGUCGGUCCCAGCAAGCGCACGGUUUGCGGCGUUACCUUCCAGGCAGUAUUUGCUGGUGGCAUAAUGCUAGUCGCAGGAUGGGGUGCCAUCAUCAAGGACCGUCAGCUGUUGCAGGUGGUAUAUGGUCUACACGGCUUGCUGUUUAUUGGCCACUGGUGGCUGUUGGAUGAGUCACCGCGUUGGCUUUGGAUGCAGGGACGCGCUGCGGAGGCUGUGGACAUUGUGGCCAAGGGGCUACGCAUCAAUGGAUCUGGCAUUGCCGUUGACAAGGAUUACUUUGUUCAGAAGGCCAAGCAUCAGGCAGCUGUUGAGGAGAAGUCCAGUGCGGGCCUGAGUGACCUCUUCCGCACGCCCAAUUUGCGCAUGAAGACGUUGAAUGUUUGUCUGUGCUGGUUCGCUAACUCAAUUGUUUACUAUGGCCUGUCCCUGAGCACCGGUAAGCUCUAUGGCAAUCCAUACCUCAUACUGUUCCUCAUGGGACUGGUGGAGUUCCCCAGCUAUGUGUUCGUGGUGUUUGUCUUGGAUCGCCUGGGAAGGCGCUCCAUUACAUCCACUCUGAUGCUGGGCGGCGGCCUCUGUUGCAUUGUGGCCGCAUUUAUAGCACAGGGCAGUACAGUGUCCACCAGCGUUGUGAUGGUGGGCAAACUGCUCAUCGCUGGAUCCUUUGCCGUCAUAUAUAACUACUCGGCGGAACUGUUUCCCACCGUGGUGCGAAACUCUGCUAUGGGAUUGGGAGCCAUGUCUGCACGUCUCUCUGGCGCUUUGACGCCGUUGAUAACACUGCUCGGUGAUUCGUUUGAUCCAAAGAUUCCGGCCGUGCUCUUUGGUAUAGUUGCCCUUGUCUCGGGCUUUUGGGUUAUGUUCUUACCGGAAACAAUGAACCAGCCGAUGCCAGAGUCCAUUGAGGAUGGCGAGAACUUUGGCAAGGGCGAUACCUGGUUCAGUCAAUGUGCUGGUCGCAAACAGCGACAGGAUAGUAUUUAUCCCGACGAUCCCGAGCAAAUGGUACCGCUGAAAAACAUUGAAAGCAAAUAGAAAAUGCCAAAGUUUUGUUUCCCUUUCAGUUAAGCAUUCUCAUAAGCUAUACACACCCACACAUAGCUGCUUUUGCAGCGCCUUUAGAUAAGUUUCAUCCUGUUAAUAAAUUGAGACACUCGCUGCGAGACUCGGAUAUAUCUAAUUCGAUGAUGCGUUGAGUUCGCAGUUCUCACUCUUGUUUUAUAAUUUA